Molecule: messenger RNA, 498 nt
Organism: Mercenaria mercenaria
Lineage: Eukaryota; Metazoa; Mollusca; Bivalvia; Venerida; Veneridae
Exons: 3
Coding region: 72-452 (126 amino acids)
Source: RefSeq, a predicted model, not a curated record
CAUAUCUUAUCUCAUUUAUAGAUGAAACACGUAGAUCUGGAUGCAUUUAAAUAUUUAGGCUUGCAUUAAAUAUGCUUGGCAAAUUAGUCAAAUCUUUAGCAGUUUUUCUUUGUGUAUAUCUGUACAUUCUUGUUGCGGAAUCAUAUUUUGUGAACAACCAGACAUGUUUUUCUAGGAUUUACCAUUCACAAGAUGAUGGAGAGCAGGAUUACUGUACUUCAGUAACAGGAGUCACAUUUCAAGUUGGUUCCGAGUUGAUAAUCAAGGAGAGAUGUUUAAAAUGCAACUGUUCUAUGCUAACUGCACCAAACAGUGCUCAUAUGAUGUGUUGCGGGUAUGGAGGAAAGGGGCACUAUACAGUUCCGACAGGUUGCAGUAUUACCAUUGGCACAGAUAAUUGUACAGUCAACCUUGUUUCUGCACACAAUGCGUCGAAACUAUGUCCUUAUUGAUCAUUAUUAUGUGUCAUUAAAACAUAAUAAAGCAUUUCUAUAGUGA